AUUUUCCCCAAUUCUCCAGUUUUGGCUCCCCGAUUCUCAAUUUUCUCGUGGUCGUGUGCCGGUUGUUGUUGUUGUUCUCCGCGCUGCUCUUUUUAUUCCGCGUGCGUGGGUGUAAAUCAAAUCAAAUAAAAUCACACAAUGGCCAGCGAGGACACGAGCUUUAUUCCCGAUCUUCCCAGCGGCGGACCAUUAGCCGCAUAUCGAAAGAGGGCCAAUUUCGACUGGAAGCGACUGCGCCUCAUAUUUGAAAAGGAGCAGGGAUUGCGAAUUAAGUACAAAGUAUGGCGUCGUUUGGAGAACGAUCCCCUCUUCGCUCACCCCUCCCGCACGCUGCCCAUGGACGAGCAGAAGCGCCUGUGCGCCAUGCAGGUGAAUCGCAUGAAGCACCUGGACCUGGUGCCCAAGGAAAUCGAGCGCCUGAGCUUCUCGGCCAAGACCAAGUACUUGAUGUACAUCAACGAGGCACUGGCCUGCUACUCACCGAGUUUAUCCGUGAAGAUUGCUUUGGGAGUGGGUCUAUUCAACAAUGCCAUCCGUGCAAUGGGCACCGAAAAGCACACGAAAUAUAUCGAGGCUGCGUGGAAUCGGGAAGUGAUCACAUGUCUGGCCAUCACGGAACUUUCCCAUGGCAGCAACACGAAGAGCAUCCGAACGACAGCCACCUAUGAUCCCAGCACCCAGGAGUUUGUGAUCAACACGCCGGACUUCGAGGCAGCCAAGUGUUGGGUGGGAAAUCUGGGAAAGACGGCCACGGUGGCCAUGACAUUCGCCAAUCUGUACACAGCCGAUGGUCAGAAUCAUGGGCUGCAUGGCUUCCUGAUUCCCAUUCGCGAUCCCAAGACACUGCUCUCCUAUCCGGGAGUUCUGGUCGGUGAUAUUGGCGAGAAAUGUGGCCUAAAUGGCAUUGACAAUGGAUUUGUGGUGUUCACCAAUUAUCGUAUUCCACGCGACAAUCUCCUCAAUCGCACUAGUGACGUAACGCCCGAGGGGGUUUACGAAAGUGUGUUCACCGAGCCCGGGAAAGUCCUUGGGGCGGCACUCGAAAGCUUCUCCGCCGGUCGCAUCGGCAUAAUGCAGGAAUCGGCUAAUACCUUGUGUAGUGCCGCUGUGAUCGCAGUUCGAUAUGCCGCCGUGCGCAAGCAAUUUGGCCCGGAGCGCCAAGGCGAGGAAAUGGCCAUCCUAGAGUACCAACUGCAUCAAUAUCGCAUUUUCCCCUAUUUGGCGGCUGCCUGCGUCCAAAAAAUCGCCACUGAAGAGCUGACAAUCACUUAUAUGGAGAUCAUAGCCCGUUCCCAGGCGGAUUCAAAUGGAUUUGAUAUUUUGACCCAGAAUGCUGCCGAGAUCCAUGCGCUGAUCUCCUCGUCGAAGCCUCUGAUCACGUGGGCAGCUAGGGAUGCCAUCCAGGAGGCCCGCGAAGCGUGCGGAGGACAUGGCUAUUUGGCAGCGGCUAAACUGGGUAAGAUGCGCACCGAUCACGAUCCCCUGUGCACCUACGAGGGCGACAACAAUGUGCUGGGUCAACAGGCAUCCAACUGGCUGCUCCGCCAGUGGAGCGCCAAACAGCUGGAGACGCCCAUUGGCAGUGUUAAGUUCCUAGAAAACCGAACGGAGUUGCUGGCCCUCAAUUAUUCCUCCUUGGUGCAGAAGACACCGAUAUCCAGCUGGCAAUUCUCCCUUAGGUGCUACGAGUGGCUGUUGUGUCACCUGAUGGCCCAGACCACGGCUCACAUCGAGGGCCAGUUGGCAGCGGGAAGCAGUCGCUUUGAGGCGCGGAACAACUCCCAGGUGGCCGGAGCACGGGAACUGUCCCUGGCCUAUGCCGAGUACUAUGCCCUGACACGAUAUGUGGAUCAUGUCAGCACACUGAAGGUGGAGGCCCCUUAUGCCUCGGUUCUUCGCCAGCUAUUCGAUAUCUAUGCCAUGUGGCUGCUGGAGAAGCACAUGACCACCUUCUAUGUGGGUGGCUUUGCGGCUGGCCGGGAUUUCUCGGCUGCAGUGCGUCAACUUCUGCUGGACAGUUGUCUGAAACUGAAGGAUGUGGCUGUGAGCAUAGCGGAUGCCAUUUCGCCACCCGAUUUUGCUCUAAAUUCGGUGAUUGCCCGUGCGGAUGGUCUUCUCUAUGAGAAUUUGCAAAAUGAAUUUAUGACCAAUGAGGGGGCAUUCCAGCGACCCUCUUGGUGGCGUGACGUCAUCAUACCACAGGCUCAGUCGAAACUCUGAGGAUUCCCACCUAGUUUUUCAGGAGAGGAGGAUGAAGACAAGUGCCUGACUUGGGAACUGUAUGCCAAGUUUAAUUGUAAUUGUUAUUGCCUCAUUGGUUAUCAGGUACAUUCUCAUUGAGCCCAGUAAAAGGUUUAUUAUCAUAUACCAACUAUAACAUACAUUCGAGUAUUUUAAGAUCAAAUCUGUUACUAGUUUACGGUUAAACGAGUUGAAUAAAAACAUAUACAAUUGA
This is a messenger RNA of Drosophila suzukii, 2455 nucleotides long. RefSeq names its product peroxisomal acyl-coenzyme A oxidase 3. Gene Ontology annotation, molecular function: FAD binding; fatty acid binding; pristanoyl-CoA oxidase activity. NCBI's taxonomy places the organism in Eukaryota, Metazoa, Arthropoda, Insecta, Diptera, Drosophilidae. Gene Ontology annotation, cellular component: peroxisome. Gene Ontology annotation, biological process: lipid homeostasis; fatty acid beta-oxidation using acyl-CoA oxidase. The record is from RefSeq and is a predicted model, not a curated record.